Penicillium vulpinum is the source of this 2013-nucleotide messenger RNA. Its product is annotated as fungal specific transcription factor domain-containing protein. Gene Ontology annotation, biological process: DNA-templated transcription. The record is from RefSeq and is a predicted model, not a curated record. The transcript has 5 exons. NCBI's taxonomy places the organism in Eukaryota, Fungi, Ascomycota, Eurotiomycetes, Eurotiales, Aspergillaceae. Gene Ontology annotation, cellular component: nucleus. The coding region runs from base 1 to 2013 and encodes 670 amino acids. Gene Ontology annotation, molecular function: zinc ion binding; DNA binding.
AUGAACAUAUUUAUAUAUCAAUGGCUUCGAGACUGGCAGCAUGUGAAGCUUGCAGGAAAGCAAAAGUCGCCUGUGAUCAUAAGCGACCAGCAUGUACUAGGUGUGCAAGUAACGAUAGAGCUGGAAUCUGCAUCUACCGAACGACGCCGUUUAAGCGAAGAAGAGUGGACAGCUCUACAUCUUUGCAGUCUCCUAGGUAUUCGGCCACCCCCAGCCCAACCAUCCUUCACUCCAAGGAAUAAUCCCUAUCCAAACCCUGGCUUUCUGGGAUCCUCCAGCCAUGUCGCUAUUUUCAACGAAAUUUCCCCACAAGACUAUCAUGCAUCCGAUACUUACCAUUUUUCUGAGGACAUGACGAUGUUGAUGCAAUCGCAGUCCACCGGGGAGAAUAUCUUGUUAAUCCAAGGCGCGGAUAUCCUCAGACAACUCUUAAACACAUUUCCUCUGGCCGCCAUGAAGGAUUUUGUUACUUUCUGGCUGGCAACCGGUGCAAAUCUAGCUCUGGCAGAGCCUUUUACUGAGAAGUGUGCUGAAAAUAUGACGCGCUUAUUCACGUCUUUCUCACAAGAAGACAACUGGCAUUUGGCAUAUGCCCAACGCCUGACACAAAAUUCGCGGGAACCUUUGCGAUUUAGCAGUACAUCCAAUAUGGAAACAUUUUCUGCCCAGUUCCUCGACCAGAAGUUCCGAUGGGAAAGUCUGGGUAUCUUUCUUUCUGCUGUUAGUCGAGCAACGAUCGAUAUAUCAUUUUUCCCGCCAUUGUUUAAAACCGAAAAAGAUCAGUUCGUGCUUCGGAAGCUAUCUACAAAGCUCACUGAUCUUGCGUUAGAUAUUGCGCUCUCGUUGGAUUGUUUAAAUGACCUUCAACUGGUUCUACAGUAUGAGAACUUUAUUGUACACACCCAUGUUGACGGGGACCAAAGUUAUCAUUCAUGGAGCAGACUUGGAAAUGUUGUGUCGUCCAUUUUUGCACUUGGCUACCAUGAGAAUGUCGAAAAGACCAAGCCACCAAUUCCGAAUUUUCUUGCGGAGUUGCGAAAGACAGCUUGGGCCACCACAUACUCAGCGGACAAGAAUGUAGCUAUAUUCCUUGGUCGGCCACCUCGGAUGAGCAAGCGAUUUUGUCACUUUCAAGUACCUUUAACACCGACAAGCUCGGAUCAGGUUUGGAACACUUCACACGUUGAAGACGAGGUCGUCAGAUGGAAAGCAGAUACACCAAUCUGUUAUGGGUCAAGUAUUCGGUGGGCGACCCUUUGCUCUGCACUGAAAGAAGAUAUCCUUGAAUUGCUUCGAUCUAAGCACCGCGAGAAUUUCAAUCAGAAAGCUAGCAUCAUCCGACAAAAAGCCGAGACUCAAUGGGCGAACCUACCUCCUCGCUUCCGACUUUCGACUACCUUGAAAGAAUGCUCUGGGGGUGCGUUCGAACGUGACCUUUUAGCUAGCAUACGCCUGGACCAACUUCAUGUCCUCUUUUUACUCGAAUUAUCGUUUCUCGAUACCUUGACUGACCCCGAUUCAUCUAUACUCGACAUCUCGGACCAAAUACUCGUUCUUGUAGUGGAAACAAUUCUUUUGCGGGAUCAACUAGUCAACUCUGGAACGGGACUCGUUUGGAAGAUCGCCCACUUCGGCCUCCCGGCUGCAGGGAUUAUUCUCCUUUCAAUGUUGAAACAACAUCGCACAUUAGUCGAAGGUAGAUCCUCAUGGUCCAAAACAAUACUCAAUCUCGGUAUUUUUGUUGCGCAGGUCCAGGUGGGAAGCAUCGUUCGGCGUGGAGAUCCGAAUUACGCCUUGAUAUCCAAAGCGACACAGACGAUUGAGCGGUUCCUUGAUUCUAUACACCGUGAAGGGAUACAAUCCCCAACGCAAUUGCCAUCGCAUCUGGGAGAGAACGGUGAUUGGGCUGCAUUCUUCAGCCAGGAUCUGUGUGAUUUCGAGACUGACUUUUGGGAGAACCUCGCGUAUCAUCCUUCUUUGUUGGCCUCAGACCAUACUUUGCCUCCAAUAUAG